Molecule: messenger RNA, 768 nt
Organism: Drosophila rhopaloa
Lineage: Eukaryota; Metazoa; Arthropoda; Insecta; Diptera; Drosophilidae
Product: accessory gland protein Acp29AB-like
Exons: 1
Coding region: 1-768 (255 amino acids)
Molecular function (GO): signaling receptor activity
Source: RefSeq, a predicted model, not a curated record
AUGUUCAAGUCAUCGAUUUAUUUAUUCUUGGCCUUCUUUUUGUACAAUUCGUAUGGAUCCUUGGCAGAAAGUCAGGACAAUGGGCGAUACGUAUGCCUAUUGAACGACCCAACAAAUCAAUGUGGAGACUUCUGUCUUGAGACACUGAAGCCAGUGCUCGAUCACAUUGCUUCUCACCAGAAGGAGUGGAGCACUUCCAAUCCUCAAAAACAUAAUGAAACACAGGAAAGAUUUGUCAGAAUCAAAGACAAACUUGACAAGUUGCUCGACCAGGAGGAAGCUUCAUCGACGAAUGCAAAUAUACUUGAGUUACAGACAAAACUGGAACGGAUUGAAAACCUACUGGCAGGCCUGCAGGAAAAUGUGUCUAAGCGUGUCCACAACGCUAGUAUAUCUCCUUUGUUCACUCGGAUCGGAUCGACAUUAAUUUACAUCGAAAAAGAAAUUAAAAAGUCCUGGGACGGUGCUGAAGAGACCUGCCGCGAGAUGGGAGGUCACCUGGCAACUAUUCUGAGCGAAUCGGACUUUACCGCCAUCAAAGAAGAACUAUCGGACUAUGCCAGCUACUGGCUGGGCAUCACAGACGUGGCCAAGGAGGGGGAGUUUGUGUCCGUGGCCACUGGCAAACCAGCACCUUUUUUCAAGUGGAGAGCAAACCACCCAAACAAUUUAUCAGGAAAAGAUAACUGUGUGGAUAUUUACAAGGGCGAAAUGUACGAUCUCAACUGUAGCAAAAUUACAAAUUUUAUCUGUGAGGCUGUUGGAUAA